This is a messenger RNA of Cajanus cajan (pigeon pea), 3322 nucleotides long. The record is from RefSeq and is a predicted model, not a curated record. NCBI's taxonomy places the organism in Eukaryota, Viridiplantae, Streptophyta, Magnoliopsida, Fabales, Fabaceae.
UGCUUCUGUGACUCAGAGAACGUUCGAUCGAUCAUCAAUUCCAACUGCUUCAGAGAUCCUUCUUUUUAUACUCUUCAAAAUACUAGUCGACAUAAUUGGCACUUCCUACCCCUCUAAAUUGGCGCUAUUUCCCGUGCCCAAACACGGUGUACAAAUUGUUUAGCAGCUAUCAGUAACAGCAAAGCAAGAUGCUAUUAAAAAUUUAUAAUUGUAAAACGAAAGAAGGAGCAGUAUGAGAUGAUCACAGAAACUCUGGGCCGUGGCACGGUGGCGCGUGGCAGCCUGACAUGAUCACGCUUGGGGAGUGGGGACUCAAGAGUGAGUCAGUUAGUGGGCCGAUUUUUUUUCUUCUCAAUUUGUCAAGCCCGUGGGCCAGCCAGGUCCUAAGUUGGGCUCAAUGGGUUUUGGUUCAUUUUAAAGGCCCUAGUUAAGUGGUUCGCUUUUCCUUCUCUGCCUUUUCUCUCCUUCGGUUCCUUUUCCCUCCAUCUCUUGUUAUGGCGGUGGAGAAGGAACAGCUUCAGGAGGAAUCUGUAAUUCGCCGCUUCUACCAGAUUAUUCUUAGUUGGGACUACUUUGCUCUCGUUAAGGAAUCCAAGAAACGGAAAAAAGGUACUGCGGAGUCGACGCUAGUGAGGGUCAAGACCCAAUACAAAGACGUUGAUGAUUAUAUUGCCACGUACGAACCCCUCAUUUUUGAAGAAGCCAAAUCCCAGAUCAUUAAGGAGAAAGAGGAGGAAGAGGUCACUGAAUGGAAAUUGGGGGUGGUAAAAAGUUGGAGUGAGGCAGAUGACUUUCACUUUAUAGAAUUUCCAUGUGAAAUCAAGGAGGGAGAAUCAAUAUCACAAAAUGAUCUUUUACUGCUUUCAAAAGAUAAGAUUUUGGAUGGUAAAAGAUUGCCUACUGUUUAUGCAUUUGCUUUGGUGGAACAAGUUCGGAAAUUUUUUGAAACAAGACUUCUUCGAGUUAGACUCUAUCUUGCUGGGGAAUUUUCACAUUUUAAUACAGAUAAUGUACAAUCUUGCCCCAGGCUGUUAAAUAUGCAUACUCAUAUAUGCGAGACACAGAGACAAUUGUAUUUUAUGAAGAUGUGCAGCUUAUCAACCAUUGCUCGUGAGUAUGUGGCUAUACGAACUAUAAGCUGUCUCCCAUACAAGGAUUUAAUAUUAAAUGCAGUUGGAGAGAAUUUUGGCACAGAAGUUGAGGGUUGGAAAAUCCCAAUACCUUUGAAGGAAUACGUUGAAAGUACUUUCAAUCAGUAUCAACAUGAAGCCAUAACAGCUGGUCUAUCAUCCAAAGCCUUUGUCCUGAUACAGGGGCCUCCAGGGACUGGGAAGACUCAGACUAUCCUUGGGAUUCUGAGUACCAUUUUGCAUGCAACUCCGACAAGAAUGCAUUCAAAGACUUAUGAGCUAAGGCAGGGACCACAAUUGCCUCUUGAGGAGAAACAAAGACAUUGGGGACUAGCAUCUCCAUGGCUUAGUGGUAUUAAUCCAAGGGAUAGUUUGAUGCCAAAAGAUGGUGAUGAUGGUUUUUUCCCAACCACUGGAAAUGAACUAAAACCUGAAGCUGUAACUUCAAGUCGUAAGUAUCGUGUAAGAGUGCUAGUAUGCGCCCCAUCAAAUUCUGCCCUUGAUGAGAUUGUGUUGAGGGUUCUCAAUGGAGGUGUACACGAUGAAAAUGACCGUGCAUAUUGCCCUAAAGUUGUGCGGAUUGGUCUCAAAGCACAUCACUCUAUCAAGGCCGUUUCCUUGGAUGAACUUGAAGGAAGCUUAACUAUUAAAUUGAUGGUUUUGUUAACAUCAACACUUGAGGCUGAUGUUAUGCAUCUUAAAGUAAUGAAACAAAAACGUGCUGGUGCCAACAAAUCGGCCACCAAUAAACAGAGUAAUGGUCCUGCAGGAAGUAACGAUGACAGUAUCCGCACUGCAAUUUUGGAUGAGGCCACAAUUGUCUUCUCCACUCUCAGCUUUAGUGGUUCCCAUGUUUUCAGUAAACUAAAUCGCAGAUUUGAUGUUGUAAUUAUAGAUGAAGCAGCACAAGCUGUGGAACCUGCAACUCUUGUUCCUUUAGCCAAUCAAUGCAAAAAAGUUUUUCUGGUUGGGGAUCCAGCUCAACUUCCAGCAACUGUAAUAUCAGACACUGCUAAGAAUCAUGGAUAUGGCACAAGCUUAUUUGAAAGAUUGAUGCAGGCAGGUUAUCCAGUUAAAAUGUUGAAGACUCAAUACCGAAUGCAUCCCGAGAUAAGAAGUUUUCCAUCUAAGGAGUUUUAUGAAGACUCACUGGAAGAUGGGGAUGAUGUCAAAUUACGGACAAAACGUUCAUGGCAUGAUUAUCGCUGCUUUGGGCCAUUCUGCUUCUUUGACAUACAUGAGGGAAAAGAGGCUCGGCCAUCUGGGAGUGGUUCAUGGAUAAAUGCUGAGGAAGUUGACUUUGUUCUAUUUUUGUAUCAAAAACUGAUUACACUUUAUCCGACACUGAAAUCUGGUAACCAAGUUGCAAUUAUAUCACCCUAUAGUCAACAAGUCAAGCUCUUCCAAAAACGUUUUGAAGAGACCUUUGGAAUGUCAGCUGAGAAAGUAGUGGAUAUAUGUACUGUUGAUGGUUGCCAGGGACGGGAAAAGGACAUUGCAAUAUUUUCAUGUGUCAGGGCAAGCAAAGAUAAAGGUAUAGGGUUUGUGGAGGACAUCCGGCGAAUGAAUGUUGGGAUCACUAGAGCAAAGUCAGCAAUAUUGGUGGUUGGAUCUGCCUCAACAUUAAGGAGGAGUGGACAAUGGAACAAGCUAGUGGAAAGUGCAGAGAAAAGGAACUGUUUUUUUAAAGUUUCUCAACCGUAUUCCUCAUUCUUCAGUGAUGAAAGUCUGUCAUCCAUGCAAACAAAGGUGGAUGAACCAUCUAAGGUGGUAGGACCUGCCGAAAGGGUAGAUAAUAAUGAUACACAGCCUGACAAUGCUACUGCAGCUUAUAAUGAUCAAGCACAAGCCGAAGACAAUGAAUAUGGAGAGGGCGGUGUCGACAUGGAUGAUGGGGGUUUUGAUGAGGAUUAGGGUUAGUUGUUAUAUAGUUGUGUAGUUGAGCAGGUGCAAUUUAUGUCUUUUUUCCUGUAACGAGGAUUGAGGACAAGGAAAAUUGUAAUCUGCACUAAUCUGAAUACUGAUAAAUUAUAGUAUAUUAUCUCUAUUGCACAAAAGGGUAUCGUAAUUUUGAUCACCAGAAUUAAGCAAUUUCUCAUCCCUUGCUUCUAAUGCCAUCUUCUAGUCUUUGUAUCUAAUGAAAUUCUUAAUGAAGUUCUUAGAAUAAGAACCGCUUAUUAUUAUUUUUAUCA